Messenger RNA from Spirometra erinaceieuropaei, 837 nucleotides. Lineage: Eukaryota; Metazoa; Platyhelminthes; Cestoda; Diphyllobothriidea; Diphyllobothriidae. The record is from the annotation of a GenBank genome assembly.
AUGCGAAACUCUCCGUAUCAUGCGAUAGGAAAGUGGCUAGCAGAGAAACUCAAGCCCGUACAGCGUCAGCUAGCACCACGCAGCUACCGAGAUACCUUUGAAUUCAUUGACGACAUCAAAGACCUUAACGUCAAUGGCAUGGUGAUGUUCUCGCUAGACGUCUCAUCACUUUUUACAAACGUUCCGGUCACCGAGACAUUUGAUUACAUCUGUGAUUUUCUAUCUGCAAGUCAGCAGGAAAUAGGACUCCCGACGAAGGCACUCAAGGAACUGUUACUAAAAUGCACAUUAAAUGUGCAGUUCCUGUUCGACAACCAACUUUAUAGACAAGUAGACGGCGUUGCUAUGGGCUCACCCCUUGGACCUCUCCUAGCGGAUGUCUUCAUGGGCAAAUUAGAGCGAUUCCAACUAAGCGAUCAGAUCGAUAAGCUUAAACAUUACGGUCGCUACGUUGAUGAUAUAUUUGCAAUUGCCACUGCAGAAGCCGACGUACCUACCCUUUUGGAUGCGGCAAAUCAGGCACAUCCGUCGAUCAAAUUCACGCUGGAGAUCGAAACGGCCGGUUCGCUCCCUUUCUUAGAUGUUCUUCUAAGCAGGAGACCUGACGGCAGUGUCCGAAGAAGCGUCUAUCGGAAGAAAACCUGGUCUGGACAAUACACGAAAUUUGCCAGUUUCGUACCCCUCCAACAAAAACGAAAUCUAGUCCGAUGUCUGGCGCAAAGAGCAAGAAACAUUUGCUCAACAGAUAGCAUCGAGGAGGAGCUCAGAAAAAUCCAGGACUUCCUUCGAGAAAACGGGUAUCCUGACAGGUUCAUUGCAAAGAACAUUGUCGAAUGA